GCGACAAUAACAGUCGCAUUCCACGAUAUGCCGGAUAAAAUUAGAAUUAGAAUAUACGUUAGUUAGUUCUGGAGAGCAAUACGCGCGCGGAAGAUGUUCUCCCGAUUUAUAUUCAUUUUACUUCUGUUUGCAGUGAGCGGCACUCAAAAAAUAGACAACGAUGUUAUUAAAAACUACAGCGAGUUUUUUAAUUUCGGACAUAAAAAGAAUCUUAAUAAAAUCGGACGUGAAAAGUAUGAAAAUUCAAUUAUUAAGUCUAAAGUGGAUGUACUGGGUGCUGUGUUUAAACAGAACAUUGCGUUUAUAAAAAGUAAAAAUCUCAUGGAUUUAGUAUUUCUGAUCGAUGCGUCUUCCACCGUGGGUCAGCAUAAUUUCAAUAGUGAAUUAAAAUUUGUAAAGAAAUUGCUGAGUGAUGUUACAGUGGAUUAUAAUCAUACCAGAGUGGCAGUUAUUACAUUUAGUUCACAAGGAAAAAUAAAUAAAAAUAUUGAUGAAAUCACAUUUCCAAAAACUGAAAACAACAAAUGUCUACUCCUUAAUAAUGAAAUAAAUAACAUUGAAUAUACCGGUGGAGCUACUUAUACAUUAGGAGCUUUCAAAGCUGCUAAAGAAAUAUUGCAAAACAGUCGUGCAGAUGCCGAAAAAGUUUUGUUUUUGAUAACUGACGGAUAUUCGAAUGGCGGCGAUCCGAUUCCAGUUGCAAACGAGCUGAAGCAAUCGCAGGUCACUAUAUUCACCAUUGGAAUCUCCAAUGGGAAUAUUAAGGAACUGUAUGAGAUUGCGACCCAGCCAGGGGAGUUGCACAGCUAUCUCUUAGAUAGCUUCGAAGAGUUUGAGAGUUUGGCGAGGCGUGCGUUGCACGUCGACCUACAAAGCGGCGAUUACUAUCCGCUGGGAAUAAGCAGGCCUUGCGACGGCUUAUGUGAUGGCGGUAAUUGUUGCGAUAAGAAUGCGUAUUGUACAUGUGGUACUUCUACAGGGCAAUACAGUUGCAUUUGUGAACUGGGUUACUAUGGAUCAGGACUUGUAAACUCAUGUUCACCUUGUCCAUCAGGAAGUUAUGCAGAAGGACCUAAUUUAUGUCUUCCAUGUCCAGAUAUGCAUCACUAUACUAAACCUCCAGCAAUUGGUAUAGAAUCUUGUAAAUGUAAAAGUGGUUUCAGAAGUAAUGAAAAUUCUACUUGUGAUGUUAUUACUUGUCCGAAAGUUUUGCCUUUGCAAAACGGAUAUUUUGUUAAAAAGAAAGAAUGUAGUACAGUAUUGAAUAGUGCUUGUGGAGUUCGUUGUAAUGUUGGAUAUACCCUAGUUGGAAGUAGUAUUCGUUUGUGUCAAGAAGAUGGUACCUGGAGUGGCCAGGAACCUUCCUGUCAAGUCAAAACAUGUAAUAAGCUACCCACACCUGCACAUGGAUCAAUUGAAUGCAAACAUACGGAUCUUCAAAAUUUUACAACUUCAAACAACCACAUGCCAGUAGACACCACGUGUAAUUUUAAAUGUGAACGAGGAUAUACUUUAGUAGGAUCUGCUUCUAGAACUUGUCUACCCCUGGCUCAAUGGGAUGGUCUUCGUUCUGCUUGCAAGCAAAUAAAAUGCAAUAAACUAUCUAAAAUUAACUUUGGAUUUAUUGAACCUAAAACCUGCGCCGUGGGUAAACAACCAUAUGGUAAAGACUGUCAAUACUCUUGCAUGGAUGGUUUUGAUUUGAUUGGAGUUUCUGAAAAGAAAUGUGCAGAUGGCACUUGGGAUAAUCAAGAUGAGGUGACUUGUAAAGAUGUUACUCCACCUGAUUUGGCAUGUCCUGAAGAUGUAGUGUUGGAAACAUUACCAGCGAAACAAUAUGGCAUUCUAAAUAUUAUCAUUCCACCAGUCACAGAUAAUUCUUAUCUCAAUGUUACCACGUGGUCUAAACCUGUUAGUAAAGGACCAUAUAAAUUCAAAAUUGGUACCCAUCAAGUUUCAUUUUAUGCUCAAGAUGCUUUCAACAAUAAAGCAAAAUGUUCCUUUAAUGUCACCAUUCUUGAUAAGGAACCACCAACUAUUGAAGCUUGUGUGGACCCACCAGUUUUCAUUAGUUCUGGGCCAGCUAAUAUUACCUGGGACGAACCAAACAUCUACGAUAAUUCUCAACAUGUUAAAAUUGAAAGAAAUGCAACUUUUGGUGUGUUUCCGAUAGGCACCACCAAAAUAUUGUAUACAGCCACUGAUAGGAGUAAUAAUACCAAUCAUUGUAUACUAAAUAUUAUAAUUGAACAACCAACAUGUCCACCUAUGGCACCUCCUCUUUAUGGUACCUCAAAAUGUAACAACACUGAUAAUAAGAGUCAUUGUGUGGUCACUUGUAAUGACGGAUACGCUUUGCCAAUUCCAGCAGAAGCAAAUUUUAUUGAAGAUAACACUACACAAUUUUAUUGUUCAGCAGAAGAAGCGAAUUGGACAAAUGUUGCUAAUCUAACAACACCUGAAUGUACCGUUAUUGAAAUACCCGUAGAAAUAACUCAAAACGGUUCUAUACAAAUUCCUGAUAAUGAAACAGAAGCAUGUAAUGACAAAAGUAAACUGCAAAAUAUUCAAGAGAAUAUUAAAAAGAGUUUAGAAGAAAACACAAUAGAGACAUGUGGAGAUAAACUUGAGUGUGAUAUAACUACAGAACCGGAAUGUACUGAUAACGAAAUUAGUAUUAAUUUAACAAAGCGUGAUGUUACGAGUACAAAUACCACGCAACCUAAAACAAGACGUCGUAAAAAAUUAAAUAUGAGAUUUCAAAUAAAAGGACGCAAUAGAAAUCGAAAACUUUUAAAUAAUAAAAAACCUGGAUUUUUAUUAAGUGGAACAAUUGGAAGAUAUAAUGUUACAGUAAAUCGACCCGAAAUUAUAUGUCCCACUGGAAGUUUCAAACGUAAAUUUAAAUGCAUUAAAUGCCCGCUUGGGACCUUCCACAACGUUACAUCGAAUUCGUGCCAGAGUUGUGAUAUUGGCAGUUACAAUGAUAAAAUGGGUCAGGCGAGUUGUGUUGAAUGUCCGGAAAAUUAUUCGACGAGAAAAUUGCAUGCUAAAACCAAUUUGGAUUGUAUAGAGAAAUGUAUGCCAGGAACAUUUGCACAUAAAAAACAAAUAAAACAUCCAAGAAAUCAUCCAAAUGCAAUAAUUGAACGUGCGACAUUAAAACCGUACUGCAAUUCAUGUCCACUGGGAACUUUUCAAUCAUCAUAUGGUCAAAUUAACUGUAUAGCGUGUCCCACAAAUACUACAACUACAAAACGAGGAGCUAUUAGUAUCACAGAGUGUGAGCAAUCACAACAUCCAUGUUUACGCAAUCCUUGUCAACAUGGUACUUGUCUAGGAUUUGGAGACUAUAGUUAUACAUGUGAAUGUCAUGAACAUUACUCUGGAAGUAAUUGUGAAAUCUUCAUGAAUCCAUGCAAUUCUCAUCCAUGUCAAAAUGAUGGAAAAUGCACGUAUUCAGAAUCUUUUGGUUAUAAUAACGAUCGAGUUACUAUGUUUACCACAUAUAUUUGCACAUGUCCAGAAGGAUAUUCAGGGAGAACUUGUGCUGUUGUUGCAAGUCAAUGUGAUUUAAAAUGCAAGAAUAAUGCUACCUGUGUAUUGGCGGAAGAUGACGAGCCAAUUUGUUUAUGUUCUCGAGGAUAUACAGGAAAAUUAUGUGAAGAAAAAGUAGAGAAAUGUAAGAGUAAUAUAUGUGAGAACAAUGGUACUUGUGUGGAGAUUGAAGACGAAUUUAAUUGCAUUUGUGAACCUGGAUAUUUAGGCAAAAGAUGCCAAUAUGUUCCUUGUGAUUUUAAACCUUGUACGGGGAACUUUGUCUGUGUUAACGGAAAUUCUAGUCAGGCAACACAAGAUGACUUUAAAUGUGUAUGUCCCGAAGGUUUCACAGGCUCAAAUUGUAGUGAAAUUAUUAAUUAUUGUACUAAAAAUCCUUGUUUGAAUAAUGGGAUCUGCAAUUCUAUAAUUAAUAAUUUUACAUGUACUUGUCCAAAAGGCGUAAAAGGAAUUAUUUGUGAAAUAGCACUACCUAGUGCUUAUAUUUUAAAAUUUCCAAGAUCAGGAGUUACUGAUUAUAUUCAAAUGAAAGGCUUUGAAACAGAUUUGAGUGCAAUUUCCGUGAGUUUAUGGAUGAAAACAAACGACAGUUUUAACUAUGGUACAAUAUUAUCCUAUGCAAAUAAAAAUUAUUUUAAUGCAUUUACUAUAACUGAUUACACUGGAAUUGUACUUUACGUCAACAAUGAGUAUGUGGUAACUGACGUAUUGUUAAACGAUGGAGAAUGGCAUCAUAUUUGUAUUACAUGGAGUAGCCGGACCGGAGAUUAUCAUAUUUAUUUAGAUUCUUCUUUGGUUAAUAAUGGAACUGACUUAAGUAAAUCCAAAAUAAUUAAUGGCAGAGGUACUUUUAUUCUUGGACAAGAACAAGAUGCUCUGGGAGGGCGAUUCAGUCAAUCUGAAUCAUUUCUCGGUCAACUGACCCAGUUGGAUGUGUUUGAUCAUGAGUUAACUUCAACUGAAGUAAAAACAUUAAUGAACAAUUGCAAUCCAUUAAUAAAAAUAUCAGGUUCAGUUUAUGCCUGGGCGGAGUUUUCUGAAAACAUUCGAGGUGAUGUUAGCAUAGAAAACAGCACGUUUUGUCAACAAUGUGAUGCACCACAUCCUCCUAAAUAUGGAUCAGUAGAAGUUCAAGAAAAUAUAGCUCUAUAUAUUUGUAACAAAGGAUAUAAUCUUAACAAAUAUCAUCGAGGUCGUAAGUGUUUAAAAUCUAGUCAAUGGGAAGGUGAUGAUCCAAUCUGUAUUGCAAUAAGUUGUGGCCAUCCCGCGUAUGUAUCAAAUGGAUACUAUAUAGGAAACAAUUUUACCUUUGGACGCCAAAUUGAAUACAGGUGCAAUCAUGGUUUUAACAUAACAGGGUCCUCGAAACAAAUUUGUAAUGAAACAGGAAAAUGGUUUCCUGAUAGCCCUAAAUGUUUAGGUGUACACUGUCCUAAACCUCUGGUACACAGAAAAGCAAAAGUAACAGUGCAACAAAUUGAAGAUAAUGGUGAAGAAAUGAAAUUUGAAGACAUGGAUAGUUUUACAUCAGGAACUGAGAUUGAUAUUAAAUGCCCAACUGCAGUAAAUCCUGAUGAAGAAACUACUUUAACUUGUAUGUCAGAUGGCAAAUGGGAUUAUGAUCCACCAAAAUGCAAAGGAGAAUAUACUUUACCAUGUAAUCUUAAUCACGCCCCGGAAGCACCUGAUAAUGGUUAUAGAGAUGAAGAUUCUUACAAGGAAUUACUUGAAGGUACAAGUGAUACUAUUCAAUAUGUGUGUAGAAAAGGUUAUAGGCAAAUAAAUGGUAACUUUAGUACGUGUAUUGUGGAUGGAUAUUGGUCAGAAUUACGUAUGCAAUGUCAAGUUAUAACGUGCAAGGAGCCCCGACAAAUGACAGAAUAUGGAUUGAAAAUAUCACAAGGACGAGCAAAUAUGUAUGCAAUAGGACAUAUGAUUCGUUAUGAAUGUACUGGAAACUAUAUUUCAAUCGGUAAUUUGAUUGCACGAUGUGUUUAUCCAGGGAUUUGGAGUAGGUUUAAUGGUAGUUGUCAAAAAAUACGUCAAGUACCAUAAAGUUCAUACCAUUUACUACCUAACAACUUUGAAUGUUUUCUUACAUUGUAUUGAUUAAACUUCCAAACAAAUAUCAACAA
Molecule: messenger RNA, 5693 nt
Organism: Dalotia coriaria
Lineage: Eukaryota; Metazoa; Arthropoda; Insecta; Coleoptera; Staphylinidae
Product: sushi, von Willebrand factor type A, EGF and pentraxin domain-containing protein 1-like
Exons: 7
Coding region: 94-5613 (1839 amino acids)
Molecular function (GO): calcium ion binding
Source: RefSeq, a predicted model, not a curated record